Triticum turgidum subsp. durum (durum wheat) is the source of this 1194-nucleotide messenger RNA. The record is from the annotation of a GenBank genome assembly. NCBI's taxonomy places the organism in Eukaryota, Viridiplantae, Streptophyta, Magnoliopsida, Poales, Poaceae.
AUGGCGGCGGAGAGCCCUAGAUCCGCGCCACGGCGGACACCGGCCGCCAAGAGCGGCGCGGGCCUGCUCAGCCCCCGGUUCCGCUCGGCGGCGGAGCUGGCCGGCUGGGACGAGGAGUCCAUCCUCCUCGCUGCGCUCGUCGUCGAGGACACCCCGGUCCGCGAGUCCCGCCGCAAGAGGCGGCCCUCCGGCUCCUCCACCGCGGGCGGCAGCGCCGGAUCUAACACCAGGAAGCGGAGGUCGCGGAGGCAGUCGGCGGAUGAGGCACCGAUACCGCCCGUGGCGCUUGUGCUCGACGACGACGAGAAGCCGAAUGACAAUGAAGUUGCCAAGAAGGAGGUGAAGCAGGCGGAGGAGGAGAAGGAGAAGGUUUCUGUCGUGGAGGGAAAGGAGAAGUCCGGAUCUACCAAGGAAGGAGAAGCAGCGGCGACCGGCGAGCUGCCGUGCAUGGAUCGGCUAAGGGAGGAGCUAUCUUGCGCUGUAAGGAUUUGCUUGGAUGUCUGCUUUCAGCCAAGUACCACGCCUUGUGGUCACAGCUUUUGCAUGCAAUGCUUAAAACAUGCCGCCUCUAAGUGUGGAAAGCGGUGCCCAAAAUGCCGUCAGUUAAUCAGUAAUUCAAGAUCUUGCACUAUCAACACAGUACUUUGGAACACCAUCCAACUCCUAUUUCCUAGCGAAGUUGAGGCGAGGAAGAGCUCCAUGGCCUCAUCCUCAGCAAGCAAGGACGAUGUGAAGCAAAGCCUGCCAAGAAGCAACAACUAUACACAAGUUGGCAUUAGGAACACCAGUGGCAGUAGCAGCUUCACCACACAGGACUACACUAGAAUAGGCAACAGCACCAGGAGCUCCUUAGCAGCAGACGGCAGAAGAAGUAUGCCGGUCCCAGGAACCAUGAACACCAGCAGUGGGAGCUUUGACACACAGGGUAGGAGCACAAGAAGCAGAGACAGUGGCAGAGGCUUUGUCCGGGCGUCAGAGUUGGUUGGCACCAGGAGUUCAGCGCGGUCAGGCCAAUCUGACGACGCUUCACUUGCAUACAGGUUGCAGCAGGAGGAGUUCAUGACGGCUUUCGAUAAUGAUGGGGGAGAGAGGCAGCCACAGAACACCAUAUCUACUGCCCGAGCAAAUUUGAGAGCUAUGGCUUCCCGGGCCGAGAGGGCAGUUCUCCUUCGUGCUCGUGGCUGGCCUCUUUAG